Molecule: messenger RNA, 10184 nt
Organism: Terrapene triunguis (Three-toed box turtle)
Lineage: Eukaryota; Metazoa; Chordata; Testudines; Emydidae
Product: centrosome-associated protein 350-like
Exons: 38
Coding region: 219-9704 (3161 amino acids)
Biological process (GO): microtubule anchoring
Cellular component (GO): centrosome
Molecular function (GO): microtubule binding
Source: RefSeq, a predicted model, not a curated record
CGCCGCUGCUCCGUGUCAGUCGUUGGCCGGUAAUGGCGACCGGCGAGCUCCCCUGAGGUGACUGAGCCCGUGCCGGGCCCAGGGUGGGACGCAGCCGUCCGUGGAGGAGCAAAGCGAGGGGCUGCUGCUAACUCUACCGGGCCCCCAACCCCCACAGGAUGCGUUGGGAGCUGCCCCGGGGGUGGGAGGCGGCGGCGACUCUCAGGUAAACUAACAGGAUGUGGAGCAACAAAUCGAAGGAGGUGCCUUUACAAAACCCAAGGCACACUCCGAACAGGGAUUCCCUCAGAGAUCUAACCACAGCCUGGGAUACUUUUUCUCAAACUAAGGCUACAUUGCGUCAUAUUGAGAAUAAACUGGAGGUAGCGCCUACCAGCACAGCAGUGUUUGAUUCUGUCAUGGAUGCCAAGAAACCCUCUGCCAGUGCUACCAGGAAAAUAAGCAGGAAAGAUGGUAGGUACCUAGAGGAUUCCUUGGUUUCUGCUUCAGCCUCCAGGUCCUCCAGCCAAAAUAAGUCACGCAAAGAGAAGUCCUCCCGCAGUCCUCUUCGAGCUACAACUUUGGAGAGCAAUGUGAAAAAGAGUAGCCGUGUGGAAUUUCGUGAACCCUUGGCUUCAUACAGGGAGACCUAUGGUCCACCAUCUUAUCAAAGUGCUAGUCAAUUGGAGGCAAAAUGUUUGCUGUCUGGUUUAGACCGUAAUGAAGCACAGGAUAAGACUGAAGGAAUGAGCUGUAUGAUAUAUGACAGGAAUGAAAGUGACUUACAUAACAGAAAUUUUGAAAGCCCACGUUCUUCUGCUGCAGAUGACACAGUUGUUAGGUAUUUGAAUGACCGACCAGCAAUUGAUGCUUUGCAGAACAUUGAGUCUCUUUUUAAAGCUGUAACCCCUACAAGAUCAGAGGAGGAAAAGACUAAUGGAUCCAGAAGAGAUGAGAGCAGCACUAAAACUCCUUUGAGUAGCACAGCCCAGGAUGCUGAACUGAAAGGGAUAAGGCUGGCAGAAUCUUCUCCUUCCUCCACUAGCACUUCUAGUGCCCACAGGCUGGAAAUCUUAAAACGGCGGCAGCAUGAUGCUAAAUUGCAUGAUGCUAAAUUGGAGAAGCUGAAGGAGCGGAUUAGGAAGCAAUGGGAGCAUUCGGAAGAAUUAGGCAGCAAGGGACAACUUCUGGGAUAUGCCGAGCAGCCUGUAGUGGUAACAAAUGUGGAGAACGCAGUGACGCCAAAAGUCAGAAAAGUGGCAGUUGCACCCCCUGCUCCAACAUAUAAAGGUUUCAAUCCUGCUGAGACAAAGAUUCGCACUCCUGAUGGAAAGGUGUGGCAUGAAGAGGAAUUUCAUAACAUCAGUAGGGAGUUGUAUCGAGAUAUAGCACUCCAAUUAACAGAGGAUUCAACAGGGAAAGAGAAACCCCCUGAGAAAAGCAAGGAGAAGAAAGCAACCAGACCAGUGCGCAAGGUCCAAAAGCUAACCAGGUCAUCAAGCCCAGAUUCCAAACCAGGUGGAGGCCAUCUGAUAAGUACAUCUUCCUGGCGGGAUGGACAAAAGCUAGUGAAAAAGAUACUGGGUCCAGCACCUAAAGUAGAGCAACAGCACAAAAGAGCAACAUCCAGUGACAGAAAUGGAAGGGAGAGAGCUACUAAAUCUCCAGGCCCUAUUGGAAGGACAGGGUCAGAUCCCAGACUGGAUGUUACCCACAAAACCUGUCCAAGAAGUUCUGAAUGGUCAAGGAGUAAAGUACAGUCUGAGAGUAACCUGAAGAAAUUGGACUCUACUCUUCCAGAUAGUAAACAAGAUGAAGACCAUACCUCCUUAAAUAAGGACUUUCUGCCUAUAGAGAUACGUGGAAUUCUUGAUGAUCUGCAGUUGGACUCAGUGAUUCCAAGUACAAAGCAAGAGAAAGAUGGGGAAAGGCACAGUCAGAAAUCUGCACUGCCUACACAAGGUGCCAGGAGCCACAGUCCAACAAAAAGGAAACCAGACAAGUUAACUGCUAGUGAAGAGCCUCAAGUUAUCUCCAAGAAACGUCACUAUGACACAGAUGAGGUUCGCCAGUACAUUAUUAGACAGCAAGAGGAGAGGAAGAGGAGGCAGAAUGAAGAGAAGAAGGCACAGAAAGAGGCAACAGAACGGAAGAACAAACGACUUCAAGAGCUUUACAAGAAACAGAGAGAGGCUUUUGCUAAGGCAAAGAACAUGCCAACUUCUGAACCUUCAGCAGCUAGGCGACUACAGGAAACCUAUUCUAAACUGUUGCUGGAACACACUUUGCUAGAGGAAACUUCUCAGCUCUCUCUUGCGCAGGAAAUGCAGCCCAGGCCUGGAUAUCAACCAUCUGGGGAAUCUGACAAAGAAAACAAGGCACAAGAACGUCCUCCUAGUGCAUCUUCCAGUAGUGAUAUGUCCCUGUCGGAACCUCCACAGCCUCUUGUUAGAAAUGAUUUGAUGGAGCCUACGUGGAUACAGCCAGAUAGACUGAGCCCAAGAGUCCAACUCUCUCACCCACAACCUCUUGCUGGCUCAAGUGGAGGACUUUUCUCCCAGCUUUUGGAUCUGGAGCAGAUGGGCCUUUUGCCAAAGGACUUUGACUCAGUACUGUCAACCAGGAGGAACCACAACACAGCUGUGGGAUCCUUGACUUUGACACCUCAGCCUUACCUGACUUCAUCUGCUGCACAGCAAGAUCUCUUGGUAAAGCCUGGUGCCAGCCAAUAUAAGAGUAAACUGGAUCGUAUUGAAGCCCUGAAAGCUACAGCUGCUUCUUUGUCUAGCAGAAUUGAAAGUGAAGCCAAGAAGUUAGCUGGGGCUGGCAUCAACUAUGGCUCAGUGUGGAACUCUGAGCAACUACUGCUGGGGAAGCAGGAUGAUGGACACUGGGCUAAGGCUGUGAGUCCCCCUGUGAGAGAGGAUAAUGAAGAUGUUUUCUCAGCCAGAAUUCAGAAAAUGUUGGUUACUUGUGUGUCUCAUACAACCUUUGAUGAUAACCUUCCUGGAGUGGGCAACCUUAGUGAAUUUAAAAAGCUCCCUGAGACUAUCAGGCCUCAUACUGCUGCAGUCAGCCUUGGAAUGAGAUCCCCAGCGAGUCACAGACCUGAAGGAAUAUUAGGACAUUUAUCAAAGAGGCAAACUGACUCCCCUGGGUCUGAAAAUCAGGCUUAUAGUCAAAACAAAGGCAUAAUUCCUCACAAUUCCAGCACAGAUUCAAUCAGUGAAGGACCUCUUCUAAGUGAGGGGAGUCUCUCUGAGGAGGAAGGUGACCAACGUAGGCAGUCUCCUUUGAAAAUUGUUGAGGUGUUAAAAGAAAAGGAGUUCUGUGUUGGGGAGAGAACUGCUUUUGAGCCCAUAAAAGAGUUUCAGAAGGAGGCAGAAAAGUAUUUACCACUUUUCACACAGACAAGUGGCACACAAAGCAAGGGACCAUGGGAGGAACUGGCCAAGGGAAGUCCACAUAGUGUCAUCAACAUAUUUGCAAAAUCUUACCAACUACAUGGAAAAGGAUUUGAGGAAAGGUCAAAUGGAGGGUCUCCAAUCUUGCGACCUUUACUUCCUACCAUGAGCCCUCCAGAUAGUGUUGUUUCGUAUGAAGAUGACUUUGUUUCAUCACAGGGCAGUGGAACUUUGACAGACAAACAGAUUGCUCUUGAGCCUAGUAUCAGUGGCAGCAGCAAUUCCAGCAUUCAAGAAGAGCUUCCCAGCAGGAAGUCUCCCCAUGAACACCGAUCUAUAGAGCUAACCUCCCAGCAUUCACCUGGACCCUGGUCUGCAGCAUCUUCUCGCUCAUCUGGAUCUUCUAAAAGGAGAGGGAAAAAGGAAAGGAUAGAAUCUUUCAAUGGAAGUUCACACCACUUUCCUGUGGAAGACGACAAAAUAGUAUCUGAGUCAGACCGUGGGUCCCAGCAAGCAAAGAAGUCCUUGCCUAAUAGCAGAGUUUCUAAUAGAGACCCUGAGCAGAAUGCAGAUACUGAUAGCACUUUGGAAGAGUUGUCUGGACAUUCUUUGAUGAGUCUCUCAGACAAGGGAAGGUCCCAGAAGACCCCAACCUCUCCCCCAUCUCCAGGCUCCCAGAAACUGUUACAGUUUGACUCUCUAGGAAAUACAGCGGAAAGAGCCAGGUCCCCUGCAGGCUUUCCUGGGACUACAGCUUCAGGGUUCAAGCCCAAUGUACCCAUCUCUGACUUGAGCCUGGGAACUAGCAAGACAGGAGCAGCAGCAGUGGCUGGAUCCAUGCGCUUCUCUCCUGCUGGUCUCCAGCAUCGUUUGUCAGCAGAGCUCAACUACCUGAGUGCCAUUGAAGAAUCUGUACGACAACUCUCAGAUGUAGAACGAGUGCGGGGCAUAUCACUUGCCCAGCAGGAGAGUGUUUCACUGGCUCAAAUCCUAAAGGCACAGCAGCAGCGACAUGAGCGGGACUUGGCUCUUUUGAAACUCAAGGCUGAGCAAGAGGCUUUAGAGAGUCAAAGACAGUUGGAGGAAGCGAGGCAGAAAGCGGCGCAGGCCCAUGCAGAAUCUCUGCAGCAUCUGGUCCAGUCACGACAGGAGGCAGCAGAAGCACUACAGGAGACGACAUGUAAAAUUGCAGCCCAGCAGGUGGAAGCUGCUUUGCUCACCACGGAUGCAGCUCGCCAGAUCCGUGAGAUGACAGAGUUGGCACGAACACAGAUCUCAGAUGCAGUCAGUGCUCCAGCAGCUCCGAUCACCACACUGUUCGACCAUCAGCGGCAACAUCAUUCAAAGUUCAUGAAAGAGCUCAGAGAUCGAGCCGAUACAAACAGGAAAAAUGAAUCUGGAACCCCUUCACAAAGUAAAGAGAAGACAGCUGACUCAAAGCAGACAUACUCCCCAUUAUUUGAUAGUUACUCAGAAUCCUCAAGAUCCAAGAAUCAUGAUCAGAGUAGCAGCAGCAGCCGGCAGGAGAGUCCUUCAGUUCCUUCUUCCAAGGAGAAUGAGAAGAAGCCCUCCCGACGUGAAAAGACGAGCAGCUCCAUAGAAGAGCAGGCUCGUACUGGUGUGGAUGAUUCCUUGCGGAGCGAUAGUAUUCCAUCACUACCAGAUGAGAAAGACUCAGCUUCCAUUGCAACAGAGUAUUCCCUGAAAUUUGAUGAGUCCAUGACAGAAGAUGAGAUAGAAGAAAAGUCUUUCCGGUCUUUGCUACCUUCUGAGAGCCAUCGCAGGAUUAACAUGGAGAAGAAACGAGGUCAUCGGGACGAUUCUGAUGAGGAAGUCUCCCCAGAAAAGACAGCCCUGUCAUCUGUAAAGGAGCUAAGUAUGCCAUUCUCGGGGGGGCAGGAUAGUUUCUCUAAAUUCACCAUGGAGAUGGUACGGCAGUAUAUGAAGGAAGAGGAAAUGCGAGCAGCUCAUCAGUCUUCACUGCUUCGGCUCCGUGAAAAGGCACUGAAAGAGAAAACCAAGGCUGAGUUAGCCUGGCUGGAACACCAGAAAAAACAUUUACGAGACAAAGGAGAGGAUGACAAGAUGCCACCCAUCCGAAAGAGACAGCGUGGUCUGCUAUUGAGGCUGCAGCAGGAGAAGGCAGAAAUUAAGCGUUUGCAAGAGGCCAAUAAGGCAGCUCGGAAGGAGAGACAACUGAUACUUAAGCAGCAGGAGGAGAUAGAACGAAUCCGCCAGACUACCAUGAAACUGCAGGAAAAACUGAAGUCUGCGGGGGAAAACAAGCUGGAGGUUCGCAGUGAGGAUGAUAUAAAGCAGAGCAAUGCUUCCAGCCCACUUCCAACUGAUGUAGAGACCCGCAGCCCUUCCCCAAUCUCCAUCUCCAGUAGUGAGACUAGUAGCAUCAUGCAGAAGCUCAAGAAAAUGCGUAGCCGAAUGGAUGAAAAGUUCCUGACUAAGCGAGAACAGAAGCUGAUGCAGCGGCGACAACAUGCUGAAGAACUGCUGGAGUGGAAGCGCCGUCUAGAUGCAGAGGAAGCAGAGAUACGUCGGAUGGAGAAACAAGCCUUAGCUGCUUGGGACAAAGAGAGACUCAAAACAAAAACAGCCAAGAAGGAACUGGGGGACCAGAGAGCUGAACCCAAAGAAACAGCCAGUGAAGAGGAGUCUCCAUUGCUUUCCUAUACUCGUGUAAACAGUGAAAGCUCUGUCCCAGAAGAACUAGGCAGUCCAGCUGGUGAACCUGUCCAAUCAGAGGCUGUGGACCAAGGGAAGCCAGUAAGCCCAGAUCAUAGUACACUUACUGAAGAAAUGGUUUACUCACAGGAUCUAGAGUCUGCUACCUCGCCAGGCAAGCUUUCUCCUUCCAAAAGCAGUACAUCUAUGUCAAAGCAGGAUUCCAUCAAAGGAAGCCACAGAACUGGAGGGCAGCUGCAUUUACCUGUGAAAUCCCAUCAAGUAUCCCACAGUUGGUCUGAUGAGUCUUUAUCCAUGACACAGUCAGAAACCACAUCUGACCAGAGUGACAUUGAAGGCCGGAUCAGGGCCCUAAAGGAUGAGCUACGGAAGAGGAAGUCUGUUGUUUAUCAGCUGAAAAAGGAACAAAAGAAGAGGCAGAAGGAGAGGCUGAAAGCCCAGGAGGCCAGUUUGAUCAAACAGCUAGAGUCUUAUGAUGAGUUCAUAAAGAAGACUGAAGCAGAGCUGAGCCAAGACCUGGAGGCAUCACCCACAGCUAAACCUCAGAUUAAAACUCCAUCCUCAUCUACUGAAAAACCUAAAAUCAAGCCACCUCCACUCCACAGGCCUGAGACAACCAAGAAUUGGAAAUCACUGACUGAGUCAGAGCGGUCCAGAGUAUCUUUGGAAUCCAUUGCAGAGCAUGUUGAUGCUGUAUCAUCAAGUUCUGAGAGGUCUGUGUCUGUACACAUCAAGAGACUCAUUGACUCAGAGGUUCAUACAGAAGAACCUUCCCGAACCCUAUCCCCAGUCUUCAAGUCACCAAGGAGAUCCAGAGCUGAAUCUGGUGAUUCCUUGGACAGUGUGCCCAUAUCAGCUCUUCUCCAAGAUCUAAGAGAUAGUGGCAAAGUAUCCCAUGUGUUAGUGAGCAAGUCAGAAGAUGUAUCCAGUGAUGAUAUUGUGUCUAAUCACAAAUCUGAUAUACAAGAGGAGAUGGAGUACAUAAAAUCAGAAGAAUCCGAGGUUGAAGAUGCUAAUAAUAAACAUUCAGAGAGUUCUGGUGCCUUGUUGAUGCUAGAUAUACACCAGGAAAGCUUACCAGAAGUCCUUCCAAAGAGAGACCUUCACUCUGACACUGAACAGUCUCAGAAGGAACUAUUUAGCUUGACUGCUGAAAAUAUUCAGAGUAGAGAAGAGAUCUCAAAACAGAGACAGACAAUCAAAGAUGAUGUAGGGAGUGAUCAAAGUGACAGAUCAGAAAAGUCCUCUCUCAGCUUGAGCAAGUGGGCACAGGAAAAAGACUUCUCUCUUCCAGAACAAGUUUUUACUCAAAAAGAGCCAUCAUACUCUGAAGAUUUUGUGGGGUCCUCCCCCAGAAAAGAGACAUCAGUUGAAGAAACUCCUUCUGCUGAAUGUUACAAAGAUGAUUUUGAGAUGCCUACAUUGUCACAGAGAAAAGAUUCUCAGUCACUUAGAGAGAAAUCACAGCAUACAAAACCCCCUAGAAGCAGAUCCACCAGCCUUGGCAGUGAAGAUGAAAUCAGUGAAUAUCUCAGUGACAAGUCUCUCUCUGUCUCUGGCAGUGUGCAUUCAGAGAGAUUAUUAGAACUCAAGUCACCAACAGAGCUCAUAAAAAAUAAAGAACGCAGUGAUGUGGAGAAAGAACAAUCCCCCAUUGAAUCACCACUUUGGGUCUCAGUUUCCAUCACAGAAGAAGCAAACACACUGAUAAAUUUCAGCAUUGGUGACCGGAUACUUGUGAGUAACGUCCAGCCUGGAACACUGCGAUUCAAAGGUCUGACCAGUUUUGCCAAAGGGUUUUGGGCUGGUGUGGAACUGGAUAAACCUGAAGGAAACAACAAUGGGACUUAUGAUGGUAUUAAAUAUUUUGAUUGUAAGGAAAAGCAUGGUAUUUUUGCUCCUCCUGAAAAGAUCUCUCACAUUUUAGAAAGUUUUGAUACCUAUAUAGACACAAAUGAAGAUGAAGACUCGUUCUUUGAUGACAGAUUGGGUCAGCACCACAAAUCCGAGCAGAAAGACAAAGAAAGUUCCAAAUCUGGCAAAGAUGAAGAAAGCAAGGGAAGAGAUGCAACUGAGAAAUCGUCCCAAGAUAAAGCUCCACCAGGUAUGACUGCUUUAGAAGCCUCUGUUGGACAAAAAGUUGAUGAUUACACCAGUUCUGAAGUAAACGAUAUAAAGGAGGUUUUCACAGCUGUUAGACCACUUGCCAAAGAGCAGUCUGUGGUGGACUGCCUGAAAGAUGCUGUAAAAGAUGAGAUUGUCCAUGCACUGUCUGUUUCUACUAUAGAAAAUGUUACCACCAUUCUAUUGGAAGGUACCUCAGAUGGUAUAUUGUCUGAAAAGCUGGGGAGGCAGCAGUCCUCAAGGGAGGAAUGUACUGAAAAGUCAGAUAAGUUUUCUUCUGGAGUUUUGGAAAAGCCUGCAACUCCACUUCUGGACCUAUUGACCAAGGAAAAGAAUCAAUUAGAAGCCCAACUUAGACUGCCUCUUAGAGAGGAAGAGAAGUCAAAAGACCAGCUAGAAAAGGUCUGCUUGUUGACAGACAGUCUACUUAAGGAUUUUGUUAAGGACACUGUCAAUCAGCUACAGCAAAUCAAGAAGGUCAGGAAUGAGAAGAUUCAUCUUAGCAAUCAGGAGCUCUGUGAUGUCCAAGAGGAAUUAUCAUCCAGAACCCCAGCCCAGCAUGUGGAGGAGCAGGUAGCAAAGGGCCUGCAGAACUUUUUUUUAAGUUCUGAAUUGGAAGAUGAAAGAGAAGAAGUUUCCUCUCCAGAUAUGUGUCCCAGACCAGAGAGUCCAGUGUUUGGUGCCAGUGGACAGGAAGAGCUUGCUAAGAGGCUGGCAGAACUGGAGCUCAGCCGGGAAUUCCUGAGUGUGUUAGGAGAUGAUCAAGACUGGUUUGAUGAGGACUUUGGCUUGAGCUCCCACAAGGUUCCGCAGAAACAAACUGAAGAAUCAGCGGUGCUGCCCAAGACAGAGCCACAAAAAGUGCCACCUAAGCCAUGUGAGGAGCCUUUGGCUGUUCCACAUACUGCAGUGGAAGUAGAAGGCAUGGUGCAUGCAGCAGCUGAGGAGCUGUGGAAGUUGAAAGAGCUGGGUCAUGAUCUUCAGAAUAUCAGCCUUCCCAUAGACCUUAGUAAUACCACCAAAGAGCAGGACAUCGAGACUAUAAGCAAAAAGGUCUAUAAACAGGCGGUAUUUGACUUGACGAGAGAGAUUUUUCGGGAAAUCUUUGCUGAGGAUCCUAAUCUGAAUCAACCUAUUUGGAUGAAACCAUGUAGAAUUACCUCCACUUACUUCCGGCGAGUAAAAGAUCCAAAUGAUCUUGAUGAGAUCAAGAGUUUCAUUGCAGCUGAAGUACUGAAAUUGUUCAGCUUGAGGAAGGAAUCUAAUCACAAAACAGAUUGGCAGAAGAUGAUGAAGUUUGGACGCAAGAAACGGGACAGAGUGGAUCAUAUACUGGUACAGGAACUCCAUGAGGAAGAAGCUCAGUGGGUGAAUUAUGAUGAGGAUGAGCUCUGUGUGAAGAUGCAAUUGGCAGAUGGGAUCUUCGAGGCCUUAAUCAGAGACACUAUUAAUGUUCUGAACCAGAUAAAUGAAAAACAAGGGAGACUACUGCUUUUGUGACAUCCGUGAUAAUAAACCAGAAACUACGAAACUUCCUGUCAUGGGCUUUCUGACUCCUGACAUACUACAUCUCCACCAUAGCAAUAUUGCUGCUGGACUUACAUACAUGGUUUUAAAGGCAGUUCAGAUGUGAUAAAGGAACACAGUAUUACAUCCCGCUGCCUUUAGAGACCUUACACUGGAUUUGUUGUUGUAAACAAGCAUGGUCCUUCACUCGAUGCUGGCUUGUGGUGUAUUCACACCAUCCUUUUGCUAAUUCAGCACAGAGAAUAUAUGUCAGCACCUCUCCAUGGUCUCAGACUGGGACUAUGAACUUCAGAUUGUACUCUGAAAGUGGUUGGAUGUGGUUGGGUUGAGAUACUGGUCACUUGGCCCAAAAUUGCUGUCAGCAAUCUAAACUGAAGUGAUCUUUAGAAAGGUGUAUUGGGUGAUUUUGAUAACUGCUUGUCAGUUUUUAGCCAUAAAUGGACAUUACAGCAA